Messenger RNA from Aphis gossypii (cotton aphid), 5062 nucleotides. RefSeq names its product mucin-2-like. Gene Ontology annotation, molecular function: chitin binding. The coding region runs from base 212 to 4462 and encodes 1416 amino acids. Lineage: Eukaryota; Metazoa; Arthropoda; Insecta; Hemiptera; Aphididae. The transcript has 5 exons. Gene Ontology annotation, cellular component: extracellular region. The record is from RefSeq and is a predicted model, not a curated record.
CGAUCUAAGGCGAUGGGUUUGAGGAGGAAGGAUCUCGCGGCUAUUUGUAGGGCGCCGAAUGGAUUGUGUUGCGAAUUCAGUCGUCGCGGCGCUGACGAACAAGCGAUAUUAUUCUAUCCGACAGUGACCUCAACGGUCGUGUAUUAAUACGUUCAUAAUUUCGCGGGAAGAUUUUUGAUUAUUAUAACUUAGUGACAAGUCAUAUACAAUCAUGGUGGGUUCGAUGAGCCGAAUCAUCGUCUUAGUGUGCAUGAUUUACCAUUCUUCGUGUGAUGUUACUGACAGAGGAUCGAGAGGUAGUUCAAGUCCCACACAAGGAACAUUUAAUUGUAAAUCAGAAGGGUUUCAUUCAGACCCGUCUGACUGUACAUCAUUUUACAGAUGUGUAAAUUUUGGAGCUGGAACAUACUAUACCAAGUUUAAAUUCCAAUGUUCUCCUGGAACUGUUUUUGAUCCAGAAAACUCUGUAUGCGUACAUCCUUCUUUUUCUAACAGAGAAGAAUGCAAAAAUGUACAAUUUAGUAAUCCUGAGCCUGAACCUAGCCCAGAAGAAUCUAAUUCAUGGAAUUCACAACCUAAUGGCGGCUCAAAUCAACCAAACUCUAAUAAACCAAAUAACUCAGGUUAUGGUUCAACCGCCCCUGAAUAUUUAAGUCAGCCAUCUUCAAACUAUGACUAUGGGCGCCCACAGUCUGGUUAUAAGCCAACACAAACUGAAUACGUACAACCUCAAUCACCACCAAUAUACCAACCUCCCCCAUACAUACCACCACAACCAAACUCUCCAUCUAGUAAUUAUAAACCUCAACAGCCAGGAUACGUAGAAUCUAAUCAACCAAGUUAUAAUCAACCACAGCCUCAACCAAGUUAUAAUAAUCCACAACCUCAAUCUGGUUACAUUCCAACUUCAUCACAACCGGCACAAAAACCAAAUUAUAACCAACCUCCACAACCUGGUUACGCACAACCAUCAACGCCACCAUCACAACAGUUCAAUUAUAAUCAACCACCACAAUCUGGUUACAUACCGCCUAGUCAACAAUCUAGCUAUAAUCAACCACCACAAUCUGGUUACAUACCACCUAGUCAUCAACCAAGUAAUAAUCAACCACCGCAAUACAAUUAUGUGCAACCUGUAUUAUCAACGUCGCAACCAAAUUAUUAUCAACCAUCAAACCCUAAUUACAAUCAACCACAAUCUACUUAUGCGCCUCCUGUUCAACCAGAAGAUGGCUACAAUCAGCAAUCAUCAUCAGAAAGUCCUGAAAAUGAAGUAGAUAAUGAAUCACCUAAUCAACCAGAAGAAACUAGUUCUACUGGACCAAAUUGUGUGUCAGAAGGAUUCCAUCCAUACGAUGAAGGUUGUAGCAAAAAAUUUAUAAGAUGUGUGGACAAAGGUGAUGGGACUUUUACCAAAUAUGAAUUUGACUGUGGUGAAGGAACCUUAUGGGAUAAUAGCCAACAAACAUGCAACCAUGCUCAUCUAGUAAAUUGUGGAACCACAGAAGCAGCUACACCUUCCACAAUUCAAUCAGAUUCUACCGUAGCACAACAAAUAACUACAGCCAACCAAUGGUCAAGUUCAAUGACUUCUAGUUCAUCUAUGAUGUCAAGCUCAAGUUCAAGUUCUAGUAGUUCUUCAAGUAGUCAAUUUUCAACUUCAGCUAUCAUUGCUGGUCAAACAAAUGGAGGACAACAAUCUACAUCUCAAGGUGCUUCUUCAACAACAGUCGCUAUGAAUCAAGGUUCAAACCAAGCUGAAAGUGCUAGCACAAAUCAACAAUCUGCUACUUCUGGGUCUAGUCAAGCCGUAACAUCUGGAUUUAACCAGCAAACAACUAGUGCCGCAGCCAACCAACAAACAACUAGUGCCGCUGCCAAUCAACAAACAACCAGUGCCGGAGCUAGCCAACAAACAACUAGUGCCGCAGCCAACCAACAAACAACUAGUGCCGCUGCCAACCAACAAACAACUAGUGCUGGGGCUAACCAACAAACAACUAGCGCGGGAGUCAACCAACAAACAACUAGCGCUGGAGCUAACCAACAGACAACUAGUGCCGCAUCCAACCAACAAACAACUAGUGCCGGAGCAAACCAACAAACAACUGGUUUUGGAUCUAAUCAACAGACAACUAGCGUUGGAUCAAAUCAACAAACAACUGGUGCAGGAUCUAAUCAACAGACAACUGGUGCAGGAUCUAAUCAACAAAUAAAUAAUUCUGGAAAUAAACCAACUUCGCCAAUGUCAUCAACAUUAAAACCAACAACGCCAAUUUAUACAACAAAAAAACCAACGGUAUCGACAACUCCGAAACCAACUACUCCGCAACCAACAACUUCAAAACCAACCACUUCAAAACCAAUCACAAAUAAGCCGACCACAUCUAAACCAACCACUCAAAAACCAAUAAUUUCAAGUACCACGCAAAAAGUUACAACAACGACUCAGUCAACAUCUACUUUACCAACAACUACAACACAAAGAGCCACUACGACUACCACUAAAAAACCAACGCAAUACACUUCAACUUCUAAACCAACCACUCAAUCAACUACUAAACCAUCUGUUACGACAACCAUUAAACCCACAAACAAACCUGUAUAUCAAUCAUCAACAACUAUUAAACCAGUAAGUCAGCAAUCUACGAAAACACCACCAACCACAUCAUCAUCUACAAAUCAUCAAACGCAACAACCUUCAACAACAGACACUUGUACUGCAGAAGGAUUUUUCCCAGAUUCUAAAGAUUGUAACAAGUUUUAUAGAUGUGUUGGUAAUGGAAAAGGAUUUACUAAAUAUAACUUUAACUGCGGUCCAGGGACUGUUUGGGAUCAUGUUAAUAAUGUAUGUAAUCAUCCAUGGGCAGUGGAUAGGGAUUGUUCUAAAUCAAGUUCAUCGUCUACAACUGGAUCAACAGAAUCAAUUACAUCUAAUAGUUCUGAAAAUCCAAUAUCAAGUCAACCUAAUAAUCCAGAAACAUCCACAAAAUUGCCUACAACUUCUUACCCUCAGUCAUCAACAAGUAGUCAAACUACCCAAACCCAGACUUCGACAACUACUUCUAGUCAACAAACAUCUUCAGUCACAAGUCAAACAGUUGUAUCGACCAAUAAUUCAACUGCUCCUUGUAAUACUUCACCAAAACCACCUAGUAAAAUAGUGUGUAAUGGAAGUGGAUUUUUCCCUCAUCCCGAUGAUUGUAAAAAGUUCUAUAGAUGUGUCGACUGGGACGGUGAUAAAGGUGAACGAUUUUCUGUGUACCACUUUGACUGCCCCGAAGGAACUAUUUUUGAUCCUAGCUUAAACGUUUGUAAUCACGAAGCUUCUGUAUACCCUCCCAGAGAUUGUUCUGGAUCAAGCUCCCCUCAAAUUAGUAGUACUAGUACUCCAACAACUGAAACAUCUACUACCACUCAAGCAAGUACUAUAGUAACAACUGAAGGUCAAACUGAUACAACAGGACCUUCUGAAACUAAUGAACCAGAAUUAAAACCAACUUCAAGUUUACCAGAAACAGAAUCUACUACAUCUAGUCAACCAGAAACUAAUCCACCAACAACUAAUCCUACAGGAACUGAUCCUGUAACGUCUAGUGUAACUGAGACUACAACGAGUCAAAUAGAAACUAACCCUCCUACAACUAGUCCAACGGAAACAAAUCCACCUACGACUAGUCCAACGGAAACAAAUCCACCAACAACUAAUCCAUCGGAAACAAAUCCUCCGACGACAAGUCCUUCAGAAACAAAUCCACCAACGACAAAUCCAUCAGAAACAAAUCCACCUACUACAAGUCCAUCAGAAACUAAUCCUCCAACAACUAAUCCAUCGGAAACAAAUUCACCUACAACAAGUCAAACAGAAACAACAGAUUCUGAAACAAAUCAACCGACAACAGAAACAUUACCUGCCACAACAACUUCACCAGAAACUUCGAACUCCACUGACAAAUGUCCCACUUUAGAGCCGGAUCAAGUUGCAUUAGUGUGCCCAACAGGCUUUAGAAGGCAUCCAAAAAAUUGUAACUUAUUUUAUCAGUGUACAAUAGCAGAUAAUAAUGACAUAAAGGUAUUGGUUCUCGCGUGUUCAAAUGGUACUUACUAUGACCAAAAGAGAAUACAAUGUUUACCACCAGAUGAAGCUGAAUCAUGUCCAUUAAACGAUGAAGGCCGGUCAGAACCACUUGAAGAGAUACUACCAACUGUCCAGAUUCAACCUUAUCGGCAAUUAUGUCCAUCAGAAGGAAUGUUUGGUUCUCCAAAUGAUUGUCAAACAUUUGUAAAAUGUAAUAGAAACGCUCGAGGAAUUCUCAAUGGUCAAAUGUUUCAAUGCCCCGAAGGUCAGAGCUUUUGGGAUACAUCUAAAAAAUGUGAGAAAAAUAGAAAAAUUCCCAUGUGUAAUAAACUCGGCCCUAAGCUAAAUUGGCAAACGAGUCUAGCCCCUGUUCUUGCUAAUUAAUGAAAUUUAAUUUUAUAAACAAAAAUUUCAAAUAAUAAUGUAUAAUUAGCUCAAUCUAAAUGUAUAUUAGUUUAAGCUUAUGAUAAUAAUUAAUAUGUAAUUAAGUAUUUAACCUUAAUUUAGAUUAGGUACAAUUUGUCUUAAUUUUGAAAAAUGUUUCAAAGAUUUGCCUAGGCAACAAAAAUACAAAAUAUAAAAUUGAUUCACUACGUUUAGUUUGUGAAAAUAUAAACAAAAAAUCAAAAUAGAUAAGUAAUGGUGCCUAGCAAAUAAUAGAUAUUAGGUCACUAUUAAUCUAUGAUUAGUGGUUAUUGAUUAUAAUACAGUAUUUUUGUUAUGCACCAUAAUACUUAUCUAUGCAUUUGAUUUCAAAAAUAAUGUGCCAUACUAGACAAGUAUUUUUGCUUAAGAGUUGCAUAAAUGUUUGAAACAUUUUUUAAAUACUACAAAUAAUUACAUGUAAGUUAUAUUUUUAUAUUUUUAAUACAAUAUUGUGAUGAUUUUAUUGUUCAUUUUUUUUUUUUUUAUCUUAUUUAUAAAUUUUGUACAUACAUUUUUAUGAAAAAUUAAAAAUAUAUUAAUAAUUUAAUUUUUGCAAUC